CAUCAAAACAUGAUCGACCCUUUAUCAGUGUAUGGAAAUGCAUGUAAAUUCAUGGUUUGUGUGUACAUGUUACCAAAAUACAGGCUGUAGUUACACGUCUAGUGAAUUAGUUAUGGCCGCAGAAUCAAGUUGAUAUUAAUUUGCCGAGUAUCUAGUACCUUUUCCUAGUGACUAAUUGAAACUCCAUCAAAAUGGCUUUUGACAGCCCACCUACCCCUGUGAUGCUAGGAAUUCCCACCAUCUUCGGAAACAUCAAAGCAAAGCAUGUAACAUUUGUGAUAGACACCUCAGGAAGCAUGUACAAUAAACUAAGUGUAGUCAAGGACCAUCUAACUGAGACAAUUCUAAAGCAUGCCCAGUGCGGCGACGGGCGCACUUUCAAUUUGAUAGAGUAUAGUAAUGAUGUGACGCAGUGGGCAGAUAAAAUGGUCAAAUGUACCAAAGAGACUGUUAAAGUUGCCGCAGGGUGGAUUAGAAAUUUGGCAGCAAAAACAGGAUCAAAUAUGUUGGAUGCGUUACUGACGGCAUUCGAGGAUCCACAGUGUCAAGCCGUUUAUCUUGUCACUGACGGUUUGCCUGAUCAACAUCGCGAUGACAUUCUGGACAAUAUUGUACCGAUAUCUCGUGGUCGGCCUGUCCAUUGUAUAUUCAUACCCGGACGUGGAUCAGAUGCUCCGGCCGUCGAGGACCUGUUACGCAGUCUCGCUAUGGAGACGUACGGAUCUCUUGAAAUCAUGAACUUAGAAAACCAUGGCUUAAUGGAUCGCGUCACUCCUGUUUAUCAGCAUCAGUUCCCCCUGAAUGGAGUGCUGAGGAAUGUGAGCGGUGCGGCCUUCCCUGCUGUCAAAGGUUGCAGCGUAACAGGCACCUUGGCCAGGGAUCCUCUCAAUGACGUUGCCCUAGCUCACUGGCCUGUGGCCCCUACUGUUGUUAUCGACCCCGUCACUCGGUUACCCCUCUCCCGUACUGCACCAGUGGUGGUAGCACCUAACGCCUACCCUCAUUAUUAUUACUACCCGAGUUACUGGUGGUCAAGGUAUCGAACAGCGCGUGAUUGGGUGAAGCUGAAGGACAAGUUGAACACCCCUCCGGAUCCGACGAUCUCGCCCUCUGCUGGAGCCAUGCUUGUUGGACACGAAGUCCUCGCUAGGAGAGAUUCAGAUGGCCUGUACUACCCUGGAAAAGUACAAAGCCAGAUUACAUCUGAUCUGUUCAUUGUUUCCUUUGGUCCGUCCAAAAAUGGUGAUUACGAAAGUGUCGAGUACCAGGAGACCAAGAUCUAUGACAUCAUUCAUAAAGUUGACGCACUCAGGCAUUCGAUCUUCCGGCAGGAUAAGGUUUUGGCGCCGUGUCAGGAGGGUAGUGACCAGCACUACCCUGGGGUGGUAAUUGAAGGCCAGGAGUUUAGGGACAGUAAAGGAGGUGAAGACCAGCAACUCAUCGUCUCCUUCUGUCAUGGUCCCACAGAAAAAGUCACGCUCGGAGUCGCAGUCUGGAUUCCCCCAGGUGUCUACGAGCGGCUGACAGUCGAGUCACAAAUGCCAGAAGAUGCCAGGGAGACAUUAAAAGCCGAGGAAAAUUACCCAGCAGAAACGCUGCCUGGUUACCCGACCACGGCGCCCGAGAGGACGCCAAAGGAUUACGUCAAUUACCGUCCAGUUAUGAUUGACAGGGGAGAUUUUCUUGUCGAUCAUUUUUACGGCUAUCCAAGGUUCAUGCCCGGAUAUCCCAUUGCCCCGGUGAUGGCUAAAGUCAACCCUUGCAGCUCUGUUGCCGUCCAUAGCGAAGAUGUUGAGAAACUCAUCCCGGGAACUGAUAUCACCUCAAGGGAACUUUCGGAGAAGGUCCAAAGUCAGAUCUCUGAUCUAUACGGCGACAAGAUGCCUUUGUUGAAGAAACGAGAAAAGCAGGAGGCCAAUACGUUUAAGAAGGCAGAGGAGCCAGUGAAAGAACCGGAACCGGUUGCACCGGUGGAAGAAGUACCAGUUGCGGAGGAACCGGAGAAGACAGAUUCGGAAAAAGUCGACGAAAAUGCAGACAGCGGAGCAGUUUUUGAAUUCGAUGAUCUCAAUUUGGAGGAUUUGGAUCUGCCUGCCGAGCCGAUUGAUUACGAAACUGAUAAAGAUUAUACGAAAGAGAGGAAGCGGGUUCAGCGCCCGCCUUGGUCGUACUGGAGGAAUGAUCCGGCCCCGUCGAUGAUUGAUCCCCCAGGACCUGGCGCUUUCAGGGAGACGUUGUUACAGGCGCCCUUGGAAGUACGAGAAAAGAAGAUGGGACCAUAUGGAGUUGAGUGGGGCGGCACUGCGUUUACUCAUGCCGAGUACAAUUCACGGGUCGGGGAAGAUAAGGACGCCAUGUAUGAGAUUAUGCACGGGGGACUCCAACCAAGGCCGCCAUCUCCCACGAAGGACCGAAGACCAAUAGAACCUCAGCCGCCACGGGCUUAUUCGCCCGUCCUGGGAGCAUCGCAACAUGAUGUUGACAUGAAGGAUAGGGAUCGGCGAGAAUACAGACAUCGGAAGAUUAUCCAGAGAAUACAAGACCGAGAGCAGACGAUGGCUGAGAAAGCCCAGCAGUCCAUUCUGAUGCGUGAUCUCCACCGCGACCGAAUCAUUGACCAGAUUAAGUUCGAGAAGGCAAGACAAGCUAACGAAUGGGACCAGGUGGUCAGGACACGAGAUGCCAAGAAGCAGAUCAGCGAUGAAAUCCGAGGUCGUAUUGCGGAGAAGCAGGCGUUUCGGGAGGACCAGGAGCAGCGGCGGUUUGCGGCGGUCCAGGCAGCUGUACAGAGAAGGAAUGACCUGCGUGCACAGAGGGAAGCCGAGUUGAGGUCCGCCAUUGCCAAAUCAAAGGAGCAACGAGCUCAACAGCAGAGUCAACGCUGGAACACACUAGAAACUCGCUUCGAGACGCAGACGCGCCAAGAAGCAGAGAUGGACGCACAGAGACGACAUGCCAACCUUGCGCGGCGGAUGCACUUUCAUCGUAUGGAGGAGGACGCGCAGAAAAAGAAGAACUUGAGGGUCAGCUUUAAUGACCAACAAAUGGGCCUCUGGAGGUCGCAGGUGUUACCUUAAGGUUGAUGAAACAUCGUAUUUUGUAUAUCAAAUUGUAGAAAAGAAUACAGUUUAUACAGCGACAUUUUUGGCUGCUCUUUAUUUUUGCGAUUCACCAAAACUUUGAAAAAAAUAAUUUUUUCAAAUUUAAAUGAACAAACUUGGCCAAAUUUGCCUAAUUUGUUGGGAUUCACCAAAACUUUUUAAAUCAUUUUAAAUUUAAAUGAAUGAAUAAACCUGUCCUUUGAUGAGUGUUUAUUAUCAGACUGAAUUCUCCCUUCUUCUUAGUUGGUCUUAGCUUAUCAAUUUCCAUCUAUUGUCUCACCUCUGACGAAGAGGAAAGUUGAGUGACCCAUAAUGCAAAGUGAGUGAACCUCAUGAUUUGUAAAAGGAAUCAAAAUCAUGACACGGUCAAAUGUUGCAGGAUUCCAAUCAGAGCAGGCUAAAACGUUGAGAUCAUGUGCUUUCCCAGAAGGAAAAUGUCAUCAAAAAACCCUCAAAAUACCUUCAUCUGUAUAUUUUUAGGAAAGGACAAGGUCCUUCAGUUUUGUUUAUUGUAACUAUUAUGUUCUGGAUUAACCUGAAUACAAAGGUAACAAAUCCAAAUCAGUUUCCAAGUGGCCAAAAUGUACAUAAAAUUAGUUGCAGAAUAAACUCGUAGUUCUAUAUCUUAAAUCUAUCAAAAAAUUUUGUAGGUUCCGAUUCUGUGUCUGAAUCCAUCCAGUUCGUUAUUGAAAAUUUAUGAACUCAGCUUUCCUGCUUAGCUAGUCAAAAAUGUCCUAUCUUUUUAGCUAAAUGAGUGAUAGAAUCUUUAAUUUUGAGAGAUAAUCGACGCGAAGCAGGAUGGAUAUCAAUUGUGAUUUGGACUGUAAAAGUGGAACUCCAUUGGGAGUACUGAAGGUCACUUGCAAAACUACUGAAAGUAUAUUUGAACAUUUGGGUCAAAAUUACAAAAGAAUGAAAUUUUUGCGAACAGUUUUUUUAUAGUCUUCACGGAGGGUUAACAGCUCUGGAUAUGGCAUCUGUUAAAUUAAAAUGUCUCAUAUUUUGUAAAUAACUUUCUAUUUAUAGUGCUAUAUUAGAAAUGUACAUCACUUUAUAUAUGUAUAGGAAUUACAUGUAGUAUAGUAUGAUGGUCGUUAUGAUAAUUAUACCUAGUAGUGUUUAUAGAAUGAUAUUGAAUGAAGCUUUAUCGUAAAGUUAAAAUUGAAAAAUUGAAAAUAAGUAGCUACCAUUUAUAUUGGUAACCUCUUAUUCUGUCCAAAACUAUUGUUGUUGAACUUUUCAUAUGUUAUCUUUGGUGCAGGUGUGGAAGAUUAUCAAACUACAUCUCGCCCUACUUUACAUCAUGAAAAACCAGUCCAAACUGCAAACUGUGAUACAUGUAUAUUGCACACAUUAGUCUAGUUAUUAAAGGUCUACGCUGUUCGUUAAAAGAAUUUAACUUGUAUUUGAAUUAGAAAAACUACAAUUCCCUGAAUAUGAAUUGAAUAUAAUUUUCAACAUUGCCGUUGUGUAGACAUAUGUACUAAUUCUACAAAUACAAAGUUCCAGCAAAUUAUUUUGCAUGAUAACUCCACUAUGACAUUGUGUUUAACUGCAUUUCUAUUUUCCUGGACCACCAGUUACUAUCAACGGCAUAUCCCUUUAAUUCUUGAAUAUAGUUAUUGUGACAUAAAUGAUAGAACUCUUUUAGGUAUGAAAAAUACUAUUUAACCUUUGUUACUGCGUUAUCUCUCAAACAAUGUCCUUCUAUUGAAUAAA
Molecule: messenger RNA, 4820 nt
Organism: Lineus longissimus
Lineage: Eukaryota; Metazoa; Nemertea; Pilidiophora; Heteronemertea; Lineidae
Exons: 7
Coding region: 192-3077 (961 amino acids)
Source: RefSeq, a predicted model, not a curated record